Molecule: messenger RNA, 824 nt
Organism: Polypterus senegalus (gray bichir)
Lineage: Eukaryota; Metazoa; Chordata; Cladistia; Polypteriformes; Polypteridae
Gene: atox1
Product: antioxidant 1 copper chaperone
Exons: 4
Coding region: 106-312 (68 amino acids)
Biological process (GO): copper ion transport
Cellular component (GO): cytosol
Molecular function (GO): copper chaperone activity; metal ion binding
Source: RefSeq, a predicted model, not a curated record
GCAAACGCUAAAAGGGGAAGGCGAAAGGAAAUUAAGGUUUGGGCUGUCAUCUGAUUCAGCGCUGACGAAGCUCUGGAAUCGGCUGCAUCGUACCUGCUCGGAGGAAUGACGAAGCACGAGUUUUUCGUUGACAUGACCUGCGAGGGUUGUUCCGGUGCGGUCACGAGGGUCCUGAACAAAUUAGGAGGUGUGCAGUUUGACAUUGAUCUUCCAAAUAAGAAGGUUUUUAUUGAGUCUGACCACAGUGUGGAUCUUCUCCUUGAAACCCUGAAAAAAACUGGAAAAAAUGCAAGCUAUAUCGGGACAAAAUAGAAAGAGUGCAAUGUAAAGAAUGAGAUGCUGUAAUCCAUAGAAUUUGGAAGGACAAUCUUGCUCAUAAUUUUUUAAAUUGAAGGCUUCUUUAAUAAUCAGAAGUGCACACACCUACACUAAUUGUAUCCACAGUUGUGAGUUUUGCUUUCAUAUUUCUGUUUUGUUAAAUUAAAAAAAAAAAAAAGUAUUUAAUCCUCUGUAUCAGAUGUUAUCACAGGGACAUAUACUACAUUGUCUUUUUUCUGGCAGAAUAAAGUUCUCUGCAAUUUCAUUAUGAAAGGACUCAUUUGCAAUGAUUCAAACAUUUGUGGAUACUUAAGAUAUUAUGACAUUGCACAUUUUUCUAGGCGAAUGUGUUUAAUUCCAUCAGUUUGUGCACUUUCCUGUUUCUCUUUUUACAUUUUCUUUUCUUGAUCUCUUUAUGGAAAACUGAUAUAACUCUUAACUUUCUUAGCCAUUUAUUUGUUCACUACUAAAAUAUUAUUUGCUAAAUAAAUUUUUUAAUCUCUGCA